GCCGCGACAGUCGGGCAACGCCGGGCGGGCGGCAGCCGGCGAGGAGCGGGAUCCGGGAUGGCGCGCAGCGGGCGGGCGCUCGGCAGGGCGCUGACGGGGAGGCUCGCCGCCGCGCCGCCGCCCCGAGCGGCUGCUGUCAGGCACUUGGCUUCUUGUGGUAUUCUGAUGACCAGAAUUUCUCCUCUGCAAGUGCCUGUGCUGAGCCAUACCUUUUCAAGAAGUUUCUUCAACAUUGCUGCACCACUAGUAAAUAAAAGAAAAGAAUACUCUGAAAGGAGAAUUAUAGGCUAUUCUAUGCAGGAAAUGUACGAAGUUGUUGCUGUUGUGGAGAACUACAAGCUAUUUGUGCCUUGGUGUAAAAAGUCAGACGUGUUAUCGAAGCGCUCUGGGUACUGCAAAGCACAGCUAGAAAUAGGCUUCCCUCCUGUAGUAGAACGGUACACAUCGGUUGUUACCCUGGUGAGACCACACUUAGUGAAGGCAUCCUGCACUGAUGGAAAGCUAUUUAAUCACUUGGAAACAGUCUGGCGCUUCAGCCCAGGUAUCCCUGCCUAUCCAAGGACAUGUACAUUGGAUUUUGCAAUCUCUUUUGAAUUUCGUUCACUUCUACACUCGCAACUUGCUACACUGUUCUUUGAUGAAGUGGUAAAGCAGAUGGUUGCUGCCUUUGAAAGAAGAGCAUCCAAGCUCCACGGCCCUGAAACAAGCAUACCUCGGGAACUCAUGUUUCACGAAGUUCAUCAAACAUAAUGGGGAAAACUUCAGCACCCUCCACCAUAAACAUUUUUUGUACACCAUUUGUAGAAGUGGUAUUACGCUCCUUUUGGGGCACCUAUUUCAUUUCAUACCUGAGCUUUGUGUGUAAUUUUCUACUGUACAAAACACGCACAUGUUCAGCUGAAUGUAUGUAUUCUAUUCAAGCUGC
Messenger RNA from Lagopus muta (rock ptarmigan), 925 nucleotides. RefSeq names its product coenzyme Q10B (gene COQ10B). Gene Ontology annotation, cellular component: mitochondrion. Gene Ontology annotation, biological process: cellular respiration; ubiquinone biosynthetic process. The coding region runs from base 58 to 750 and encodes 230 amino acids. The transcript has 5 exons. Gene Ontology annotation, molecular function: ubiquinone binding. NCBI's taxonomy places the organism in Eukaryota, Metazoa, Chordata, Aves, Galliformes, Phasianidae. The record is from RefSeq and is a predicted model, not a curated record.